Molecule: messenger RNA, 738 nt
Organism: Miscanthus lutarioriparius
Lineage: Eukaryota; Viridiplantae; Streptophyta; Magnoliopsida; Poales; Poaceae
Source: the annotation of a GenBank genome assembly
AUGUGGACUAUACCCCGGGGAAUCAGCAAGAUGAAGGCCCUACGCGUGUUGCGUAGAGUAACUCUUGGGAACGAUGACUCCGAUGCUGCCCAAGAGGUGGGUGAACUGGAGCAGCUGCAAGUGUUUGUCGUGUCUCUUGAUGACCGCAAGGCCAUUGUAGAUGAGGAUGUUCUAAGAAACCUUGCUCUGUCCCUAAGCAAGAUGUGCUCCCUCCGGUGGCUCUGGAUAGGGCACCGGAGAAGCGACGACAACAACAGCAAGCAAAAGCAGGUGGUGAACUUUCUCCACCACCUGCCCGCGCCACCACGGCUCCUUCAGACCCUCUGGAUCACAGGUGACGUCGAUGGGCUGCCGGGCUGGAUCGGCUCACUAACUCAUCUUGUCACUUUCACCAUCUUGGAUACAACCCUUGCUGGUGACCAGCUCUUCGGCAUCCUGUGUAAGCUGCCCAACCUGAAGAGCUUGUACGUGACGUGGACACGCCAUGGCGACGGAUCGAUGUCGACGCUGGAGACGCUGGAACUGAGGUUUGACUACAGGUCAACGCAUGCGACGGAGUGGAGCAUCGUUGGCAUGGAGCAGCUGACGAACUUGAAGAAGGUUACGCUUGAUGGUAACAAGGACAACCCUGCACUAAUCCACGCGGUCGAGCUGCUAAGGGCUGACGGCAGUGGUGGUGGUAGGCUCUCUACUAGGUCCAAGAACAACGAAUUCCAUGUUGCAGUGAAAUAUCGGUGA